Molecule: messenger RNA, 1461 nt
Organism: Sorghum bicolor (sorghum)
Lineage: Eukaryota; Viridiplantae; Streptophyta; Magnoliopsida; Poales; Poaceae
Product: protein trichome birefringence-like 38
Exons: 5
Coding region: 257-1405 (382 amino acids)
Cellular component (GO): Golgi apparatus
Molecular function (GO): O-acetyltransferase activity
Source: RefSeq, a predicted model, not a curated record
GAUUUUCCAUAUCUCUACUAUGUACUCCUAUAGUAUAUAUCUGUCUUUUUUCAGUAUGCUUUGGCAUCCAAGAGCGUUUUUGAGUUAUUAUAUGGGGCCGGGAACGAGUACAAGUACUGCAGCUACAGCUAGUAGUGUAUAUAAAGAAGAAGCUAGAGAGAAGACCUUCGCGCCUCAAUCCACUCCAAGCCCGGCAGCUCCUCCAUUAUUCCAACUCCACCUCUUCACCUCCAAUUUGGGAAACUGAAGGAGGACGAUGAAGCGACGGGACUUGCUCUUGGCGACCAUCCUCGUGCUGGCCGCCGCCUGCACCACCGCCACGGUCGCCAGGAAGAAAACGGCCAUCAUCCCUCGAAGUCGGAGGCAGCAGCAGCUGCACCCCCAGGCGGCGGCGGCGGGCGCCUCGUCGUCGUCGUGCGACGUGUACAGGGGCAGCUGGGUAGUGGACGAGUCUUACCCGCUGUACGACGCGGCGAGCUGCCCCUUCGUCCGCAAGGAGUUCGACUGCCGCCGCAUGGGCCGCCCCGACACACUCUACCUCAAGUACCGGUGGCAGCCCAACCCGCCAUCCUCGUUGCCAAGGUUCGACGGGGUGAAGCUGCUCAACAUGUGGCGCGGGAAGAAGGUCAUGUUCGUGGGCGACUCGCUGGUGGUGAACCAGUACGAGUCGCUGCUGUGUAUGCUCCACGCUGCCGCGCCUGGCGCACGCACUAACCAGUCGUGGGCGUCGGGGGAGAACCCCUCCGUCACAGUGCGUUUCGAGGUACGUUGUGACUACGGUGUGACUCUGGUGUACUUCUUGUCGCAUUACCUAGUCGACCUCACCAAUGACACCGCCGGGCGUACCGUCCUCAAGCUCGACGGAAUGGACGAAGCCCGCGCGUGGCUCGGCGCCGACGUGCUCGUCUUUGGCUCGUGGCGUUGGUGGUGGCGCAAGACUUGGGACUACAUCCAAGCAGGCGACAACACGGUGGUGCAGGACAUGGACCGGACCCAGGCCUUCACCAAGGGGCUGCAAACCUGGGCUAGAUGGGUCGACGCCAACCUCGCCCAGACCAGUACCAAAGUCUUCUUCCAGGGAUACUCGCCCGAUCACCUCGAUAGCCAACAAUGGGGAGCGCCGCCGGGUAAGACGUGCAUCGGGGAGACGCAGCCGCUAAACAACGCCGCGGCGUACCACGGCCAGCCCAACCCGCAAGACGCGAUCGUGAGAAGAACCCUGGGCGCCAUGGCAAAGCCGGUGCACCUUCUCGACAUCACCUUCAUGUCGCAGCUGAGGAAGGACGGCCACACCACCAAGUACAACGGCGACAGCCUCGGCCGUGACUGCACCCACUGGUGCGUCGCUGGCGUCCCAGACACUUGGAACACCGUCUUGUACGCGGCCCUUGCAGGGAAUUCAUGACAUCAUUGAGCUUUUUUCAGAUAAUAAUAAUGACAUUAUUGAGCUAGUAUGUACUC